GGUUGGUGUUGGGUAGAGAAAAUACAUCUUUUCAAAUUCUCCAUAUUGAAGAGAAUGAUGGCGGAGACCGGUGGAGUUAUUCCGACGAUAGACUUGGAAGAGGUCGUUUCAGAUAAGAUCCUGAAUCAGAAAAUCCGUGAAGCGAGCGAGAGAUGGGGAUGCUUUAGGGUGAUGAACCAUGGAGUUUCAUUGUCUUUGAUGUCUGAUAUGAAGAAGACCAUUAUGGAUCUCUUCGAACGUCCACACGAGGUGAAAGUGCGCAACACUGACGUGUUACUAGGGAUUGGUUACAGGGCUCCAUAUGAUAUCAAUCCUUACUAUGAAACAUUUGGUCUCUAUGACAUGGCUUCUCCUCAAGCUGUCAACACUUUUUGUGACCAGCUUGACGCUUCCGCGGAUCAAAGGGAGAUUAUGGUGAAGUAUGCCAAAUCUACUGAUAUACUUGCAAAGGAUUUAGCAAGGAGGUUAGCAGAGAGUUACGGUUUGGCUGAGACUGACUUCUUCAAAGGAUGGCCGAGCCAGUUGCGGAUUAACAAAUAUCAUUUUAAACCCGAAGCAGUCGGGAAACUGGGGUUUCACCUACACACAGAUUCUGGUUUCUUGACGAUUCUUCAAGCCGAUGAGAAUGUUGGUGGACUUGAAGCCAUGGACAAUGCUUCAGGAAAGUUCUUUCCCAUAAGCCCGAUGCCAAACACGCUUGCUAUCAUCCUUGGGGACAUGGCUACAAUCUGGAGCAACGGACGAUUGUGUAAUGUGAAGCAUAGAGUGCAAUGCAAUGAAGCAACCGAGAGGUUUUCUAUCGCCUCGUUUUUAUUAGGACCAACGACUGAUUUGGAACCACCAAGUGAGUUUGUGGAUGCUGAACAUCCGCGACUAUACAAGCCUAUUAGUCACGAAGGGAUACGAAACAUUAGAACGAUCAAGAAGUUGGUUGAUGGAGAAGCUCUCAAGCUUAUAACCUAUGAAUGAUAAAAACUUAAAUGACAGAUUAUGAUGGUUGUGAUAACCGGAAAACUUGAGUAUUCUUGUUAUGUUUACCUAAGAUUGAGAAAUAAAAAUGUAUCUUUGCCCUAUCGAUUUUCGUAAUAUAUAAAAAUGAAUAAGUUCACA
Messenger RNA from Brassica napus (rape), 1110 nucleotides. Its product is annotated as 2-oxoglutarate-dependent dioxygenase DAO-like. Bases 55 to 969 code for a protein of 304 amino acids. The transcript has 2 exons. Gene Ontology annotation, biological process: auxin catabolic process. Gene Ontology annotation, molecular function: indole-3-acetaldehyde oxidase activity; dioxygenase activity. Lineage: Eukaryota; Viridiplantae; Streptophyta; Magnoliopsida; Brassicales; Brassicaceae. The record is from RefSeq and is a predicted model, not a curated record.